CGAACCAGUCCCCCUCCAACUUUCCACUGGCUCAACGUUUCGUCGAGCAUCAUGGAACGGACUUCAAGCGGCCUCUCCAUCUCCUCUGACGACGGCACCUACCACGAGUCCGUCUCGGCCUCGGACCCACCACCAACGGGCAUGAAGACCGACCUAGAAGCGGCCCUGGAAGCCGAGCGGCGCUUCCGCACCCGCUCGCGGGACUCCAAAGCGGAGCGCAUUCUCAAGACGCUCAUCUGUCCGCGCUCCCCGGGCGAGGAAUUCGAGAUCGACGACCCGGCCCUGCAGAACAUAUUCUUCGCGGCCAACGAGAUGUUCUUCUGCGGGCGGUUGAAGGGACGUGUCCGCUGGGACUGGUCCGACGUGUCGAGUGCACAGUACCGCCACGGGAUUCUGGGGACCACGGCACUUAGACGGAGGGCUAAGAACCGAGGAUAUGAGACGCUGAUCGUGCUCUCGCAGCCGCUGUUGCGGAGUGAACGGUACAAUCGAAGAUUGCUGAUUUCGACUUUCUUGCAUGAGCUCAUUCAUAGCUAUUUGUUCAUUCGGUGUGGGCCCAAGGCACGGCUUCGGGGCGGGCAUACGGAGGGAUUUCAUCUUAUUGCUAAUUUGAUUGAUCGGUGGGCGGGGCCGGAUAUACUCUUCUUGGGGAAUAUGGAGGCGGAUUUGGGACAGUUU
Messenger RNA from Pseudomassariella vexata, 678 nucleotides. RefSeq lists its product as uncharacterized. The annotation marks the transcript as partial. Lineage: Eukaryota; Fungi; Ascomycota; Sordariomycetes; Amphisphaeriales; Pseudomassariaceae. The record is from RefSeq and is a predicted model, not a curated record. The transcript has 2 exons.